Molecule: messenger RNA, 1918 nt
Organism: Cololabis saira (Pacific saury)
Lineage: Eukaryota; Metazoa; Chordata; Actinopteri; Beloniformes; Belonidae
Gene: eno1a
Product: enolase 1a, (alpha)
Exons: 12
Coding region: 5-1477 (490 amino acids)
Biological process (GO): glycolytic process
Cellular component (GO): phosphopyruvate hydratase complex
Molecular function (GO): magnesium ion binding; phosphopyruvate hydratase activity
Source: RefSeq, a predicted model, not a curated record
GCUGAUGGUGGAGCUGCUCGCCGUGACGCGCGUCCUCCAGCCAAUGCGCUGGUUCCUUCCUGGUUCCGUCCACUUAUCAUCCCACUCCAGGCGUCACGACCGCCUUCUCCGAGACACGAGACAUCCACGGCACCGUCCUUGCACACAGUUAGGCCGGAAAGAUCCAGAUCCUGAAACCAUGUCCAUCCUGAAGAUCCACGCUCGUGAGAUUUUUGACUCCCGUGGCAACCCCACUGUUGAGGUCGAUCUAUACACUAAGAAAGGCCUUUUCAGAGCUGCAGUCCCCAGCGGCGCUUCCACGGGCAUCUAUGAGGCUCUGGAGCUCCGUGACAAUGACAAAACACGCUACAUGGGCAAGGGAGUCAAAAGAGCAGUUAAAUAUAUAAAUGAGUUCUUGGCCCCUGCAUUAUGUAACCAGGAUGUGAACGUUAUGGACCAGGAGAAGGUCGACAAACUGAUGCUGGACAUGGAUGGCACAGAAAACAAGUCUAAGUUUGGUGCUAACGCCAUCCUGGGCGUCUCCCUGGCUGUGUGCAAGGCUGGUGCAGCAGAGAAGGGCGUUCCCCUCUACCGUCACAUUGCUGACCUGGCUGGCAACCCUGAAGUCAUCCUGCCUUGCCCUGCUUUCAACGUCAUCAAUGGCGGCUCUCAUGCAGGCAACAAGCUGGCCAUGCAGGAGUUCAUGAUCCUGCCCGUUGGGGCCAGCACCUUCAAGGAGGCCAUGCGUAUCGGUGCCGAGGUCUACCACAACCUGAAGAAUGUGAUCAAGGAGAAAUAUGGCAAGGAUGCCACCAAUGUGGGAGAUGAGGGAGGUUUCGCCCCCAACAUCCUGGAGAACAAAGAAGCUCUGGAACUCCUCAAGAAUGCCAUUGCCAAAGCCGGCUACACUGAUAAGAUUGUUAUUGGCAUGGAUGUGGCUGCCUCCGAGUUCUACAAGGGCGGCAAGUACGACCUGGACUUCAAGUCUCCAGACGACCCCAGCCGCUACAUCUCCCCUGACAAGCUCGCUGACCUCUACAGGAGCUUCGUCAAUGAUUACCCUGUGGUUUCCAUCGAGGACCCCUUUGACCAGGAUGACUGGGAGGCAUGGGCCAAAUUCACCGCCAGCACCAGCAUCCAGGUGGUGGGUGACGAUCUCACCGUCACCAACCCCAAACGUAUUGCCAAGGGUGUGGCUGAAAAAUCCUGCAACUGCCUGCUGCUGAAGGUCAACCAGAUCGGCUCGGUCACCGAGUCCCUCCAGGCCUGCAAACUGGCCCAGAGCAACGGCUGGGGCGUGAUGGUCAGCCACCGCUCCGGAGAGACCGAGGACACCUUCAUCGCUGACCUUGUGGUCGGCCUCUGCACUGGACAGAUUAAGACAGGAGCACCUUGCCGAUCUGAGCGUUUGGCCAAGUACAACCAGAUCCUUAGGAUUGAAGAGGAACUUGGAGACAAGGCCCGUUUUGCCGGCAAGAACUUCAGGCACCCCAUCUGAGUGGAUCGUCUCUGUCGGGCCAUUGUGUCUUCAACGCUCAUAAAUAACCCUCACAUAUGCGCCACGCUAGGUCGCCCGCCCCCACAUAGAAAGGAAAGAGCGCUGCUGCAAUCAAUGGUCCAAGUCUGUGGUCUGUGGCGUGGAGGCGUGAUGAUACACCCUCGUGCAGCCACAGCUCACCUCAUCCCCAAACUAUGCUUUAGCUCCUGGAUACUAUUGGUCCCCGUGUUUGUGUCAGUCACUGUGUGAACGAUUUCUGUUGAAAACUUCUUGUGAGUUGUAGUGAUUGUUGUGCUCUGUGUAUCUGAGAUACUGUAACUUUAGUAAGGCUUUGACUCAGGCAGUGGUAACAGUACUGUAUGUGCUAUGUGUUGCAACUGACAAGGUCUUGUGUUGCUGUAAGUGUUGGCAGAGAUGUAUAAUAAAAGACAUAGUUUGAAA